Messenger RNA from Trichoderma gamsii, 3276 nucleotides. RefSeq lists its product as hypothetical. Bases 1 to 3276 code for a protein of 1091 amino acids. The transcript has 3 exons. Gene Ontology annotation, biological process: retrograde transport, endosome to Golgi; intracellular protein transport. The record is from RefSeq and is a predicted model, not a curated record. Lineage: Eukaryota; Fungi; Ascomycota; Sordariomycetes; Hypocreales; Hypocreaceae. Gene Ontology annotation, cellular component: Golgi membrane; Ric1-Rgp1 guanyl-nucleotide exchange factor complex; cytosol. Gene Ontology annotation, molecular function: protein binding.
AUGUAUUGGCCCAUCGGAACUCCGCGCGUCUAUGCCACCAGCAGCAGCAGAGCUUCCGACUCCAACAUCUACGUUUCCUACGAUGGCCUGCAGAGCCAUUCAGGCUCCUCAGUCACAUCGCCGCAGCCCGAGUCCGGCGCGCAGCCGCUCAAAUCACCGUCGCCAGAAGACUCCGACGAUGUGCAGCCUCCGCCAACACCCAUGACACCGGCCACGCCGGCUGUCAAGCCUGUCGAACGCUAUGAAUUCUUCCCAGACGGCGGCGCUGCGAAGGACCAGAUUUCUGAAGAGAGACGGGUGCCCGUAAAGGACCCCGUACUUGCUCUGCGCAUUGCCCGCACUGGCCAGAUGUUUGCCGUCAUCACAGCCACAUCAAUCACGCUCUGGCAGACAAAGCCUGCUGUGGUUCUUGCUGUAGUAGUUCGAUCCGAAUCGUCCUUGGAAUCCUAUGGCAUCAACGUCGACCUCCUGCUGCGCCCCGAUUCUGCCAUCUUGGUGGUGCACACAUCUAAAGGAUACCUCAUUACUUACUCAAUAGCCACCGAUGGCGAAUCGAGAGUCUAUAAACCGCAUUUUCCAAACUAUCACAACGUACAAAAGAGAAAACAGAGUCUCAUUGGCCCGCAAUCUCACCUGCGACCUGACCAGAUUCUAUGGGGACCGGGCGAGGGCGGAGGGGUUCGCGAUGUCAGCGUUCGCUUCCGCAUGGUUAUCAAAGUUGACGCCGGUAUAGAGAGUGCCCUAGCUCUCGACGACGAAUUAGUUGUUGCAACAAGGAAGCCUGCCGCCGUACAAUGCAUCCGCUGGACCCCCGACAGCAGUGGGAACCAAACAAGGACAGAGAUCUUGAGUCGCAUGGGCUGGGUGGAGAAAAAGGCUUCCAUCGUGGAAAUGACCCAUGAUCGGCCCAUGAAUCUGGCUACCUGGAUUACGAGCGACGGGAGAGUUUAUGCGGUACAGCGCCUGCAACCUAAGAGCACAAAUGAAAAUGAAGCAGAAGGUGCCGACGCAAAACGCCUCUUCAACGGGCAUUGUUUCUAUACUCCGCAAGAUUCGAGAGGACGUGCCGUGCGCGCCGUGAUUAACGCUCGGUUUUCACUCAUCGCCAUUGGCUGUGCGGAUGGCACGAUCCACGUUUACUCUGUCCGAGACUAUGCGGGCAAUAUUGUGCUUUCUCACACACAUCGUAUGCCCUUUUCCACAGCGACGGCUGGCGUCUUUACAACCCUGACCUACUCACCCGACGGAUACUGUCUCUUCGCGGGCUUCGAAAAGGGCUGGUGUACUUGGAGCAUGUUUGGCAAGCUAGGAAGUCAUAGCUUUGGAGCUGAGCCCAGUGUCGCAAGUACGAAUGGUGAGCAAUGGCUUACGGGAAUCAGAGGCGCAGUCUGGACUGGCGGAGGCUCUGAAAUUCUUCUAUUAGGGCGGCGGCAUGAAGCAAUAUGGUCACUUGAGAUGGCAAAAAAUGCCAUUACCGGUUGCUACAACGAGGCCAACGUCUUUCGUACCGUGCUCCAAACGCCGACGAGUGUCAUGAUAUACCGGGGCUAUGAUCUUCCCGACCUAACGAGCAUCUCGGCUGAGCCCUUCUUGUGGCAUACUUCGAGAAUACCAUCAACAUACCUGCUCAACCAGUGGCCGAUUCGCCAGACCGUCAUUUCUCCGGAUGGACGCUAUGUUGCUGUCGCUGGUCGCCGGGGACUGGCGCACUACAGCGUCAACAGCGGACGAUGGAAGACUUUUACUGAUGAAGCAAUGGAAAACUCAUUCUCAGUUCGCGGAGGCAUGUGCUGGUAUCAACAUAUCCUAGUAGCGGCGAUUGAAGAUAACCGGACGUUUGAACUGCGGCUCUACUCGCGUGAGGCGCCGCUGGAUAAUUCUCAUGUGUUGUACACCGAGCGGCUGCCCGCGCCCGUGGUGCUGAUUGCGGCAUCUGGGGAAGACUCCCUUCUCGUAUACACCUACGAAAAUCUCUUGUACCACUACAUUUUUGUGCCAACUGGCGGAUCGAUUCGCUUGAUUCAAGUUGGCCAGAUUGCAUUUCACGGAAUUGUGCGGUCUCCUGCCAGAGUUCGAGGUCUUAGCUGGAUCCUGCCAGAAAGCCAGAUCAGCGAUGGAGACCCUUCUCAAGACGUGGCCGUUGCGUCCGUUCUCUUCUUAGUCGACGGCAAGCUGGUGUUGCUUAGCCCUUCGACGAAUGAAGAUGGUCAGCUCAAGUAUGAUAUGCGCAUCAUUGCGCAGAAUGUGGAAUACCACGUGAGCAUGCGAGAUCAGCCUCCUAUAAAUAUCAGCCACUCUCCCGAAGAGAGUCAGCUGCGCUAUGGACCGCUUGCCCUCCGCGAUUCCUUGUGGUUGUUUGACGGAAUGGAGAUUAAAGCUUGGGCCGAUAUUCAUGAUGUCCUGACGGCAGCGACGGGUGAUAGCGGGAGAGAACUGCCGCCACCAGUAUCCAUAGAUGUAGACUUUUACCCCCUUUCUAUUCUUUUAGAGAAAGGCAUCGUCCUUGGCGUGGAAUCGGACUUGGUACAGCGGCGCGAUGUGAAUUUUUCCUUUUUUCACUUCGCAAUCAGGACGCAUCUCGUUCUACCAGACAUACUCCGGUUCUAUCUCUGUAACAACAUGACGGUGGAGGCGACAAAUCUCUCUCAGCAGUAUGAAGGAUUAGAGUACUUUGCUCACGGGCUGGAAGUGCUACUUCAUCGUGUGCUAGACGAAGAAGCUGACACAUCACCAAAGCCGGAAGAUGCUGUGUUGCCGCGUGUUUUGUCUCUCCUGUCAUCUUCUAAGGAAUAUCUUGACAUUGUUCUACAGUGCACGAGGAAGACAGAAGUCCGACAGUGGAAGACUCUUUUCGCAUACCUCCCUCCAGCACAAGAGCUGUUUGAGGAAUCUUUACAACGAGGAUCACUCAAGACUGCGGGCGGGUAUCUCAUCAUCCUACACACACUGGAUGAGUUGGAGGCUUCUUUGGAGCAGUCAGUCCGCGUUCUGACAAGGGCAGUCAGAGAGGGCGACUGGGAGUUGUGCAAAGAGCUUGCGAGGUUCCUGGCUGCCAUGGACGAGACUGGAGAGACGCUCAAAGAAGCCAUGAAGAUGGCAAACGUUGGCGUGACUCAGGGCAUCUCAAGCAGACUUGAGCUUCCCGCGACUGGACUGGGGUUUCUUAAUGGGAGCAGCAGGAAUAGUAGCGGAGACGAUGGUGAAACAACGUCUGGUAUGCGGUCUCCUAGUGAUGCCGGUAGCAUGGGCUCGACAAUCAGUCCAUUGGAUGGGUGA